CAACAGGAUGGCGGGGUCAACGAUACAGACAUCUGUCACCUCCACAAAUGCCUCAUGGGCACCGAUUUCUUGCACGAUAUUUCCUGACAGUCCUUCUCAUUGUGAUAUUGUCAUAAAUGUCAGAAGAGCUGUUGCCUCCAUUUCUUUAGUAGGGUGUGUUUUCAUGAUAGGCAUUAUAUGGCUGUACAGGAAGUAUAUGAUAUUCUCACAGAGGUUAAUCCUUUAUUUAAGCAUCUCAGCUUUCCUUAACUGCACAGCCUAUUUGAUGGGAGAUCUUCAUCCUGACGGCCCACUCUGUGACUUCCAAGCUUUCUGGCUCACAUAUUUUGACUGGACCGUACUGCUAUGGGUGAGCUGUGUGACCUUUAACCUCUACAUGAACGUUGUCAAGCUCAGGAUUACAGAGAAAUACGAAUGGGCAUAUCAUCUGCUCUGCUGGCUCUUCCCACUCCUCAUGUCUUCUCUGCCUUUUAUUGGGGACCACUAUGGACCAGCAGGGGCGUGGUGCUGGAUCAAAGAGGAAUGGCAGUGGAGAGUCGGCAUCUGGUACGGCCCUCUCUUCUGCAUCAUUACUAUGAUGAUGAUAACCUAUAUCUAUAUCAUUGUCAAGAUCAAUCGCCGGGCAAACAGAUGGGAGGGGACCUAUGACCCGGAUGUGGAGCAGCACAAGCAACUGAUGAAGAAUGACAUUGCUGUUCUAAGGGCUUACCCAUUCAUCUACUUGGCGGUGUCAAUAUUUCCGCUGAUUAACAGGAUCCAGAACGCUGUAGAUCACGAGAACCACGUGUUUGCCCUGGUCUUACUGGCCUCUAUCUCUGCUCCACUACAUGGGGCGCUCAAUGCUAUAGUAUUUGGUAUGGACAAAGAUACCACGGCUAGACUUACCCCAUCACAGAUCAAGGUGGCACUACUUAAUCACAUUCGAGGUCAUGAGGUCAGGGAAUACCCAGUGGCUUACAGGUCUAAGGAAGCCAACCCACAGGCUAUUCAGGAGCUGCAGUUUCCCAAGUUCAACCACGUUUCUUACUCCAGGUUGUACUGAGGACA
This is a messenger RNA of Liolophura sinensis, 1047 nucleotides long. RefSeq names its product cyclic AMP receptor-like protein A. Gene Ontology annotation, biological process: cell surface receptor signaling pathway; adenylate cyclase-activating G protein-coupled receptor signaling pathway. Gene Ontology annotation, molecular function: G protein-coupled receptor activity; cAMP binding. Lineage: Eukaryota; Metazoa; Mollusca; Polyplacophora; Chitonida; Chitonidae. Bases 8 to 1042 code for a protein of 344 amino acids. The transcript has 14 exons. Gene Ontology annotation, cellular component: plasma membrane. The record is from RefSeq and is a predicted model, not a curated record.